Messenger RNA from Meriones unguiculatus (Mongolian gerbil), 1086 nucleotides. RefSeq names its product 3 beta-hydroxysteroid dehydrogenase/Delta 5-->4-isomerase type 1-like. The coding region runs from base 1 to 1086 and encodes 361 amino acids. The transcript has 3 exons. Gene Ontology annotation, molecular function: 3-beta-hydroxy-Delta5-steroid dehydrogenase (NAD+) activity. Gene Ontology annotation, biological process: steroid biosynthetic process. The record is from RefSeq and is a predicted model, not a curated record. Lineage: Eukaryota; Metazoa; Chordata; Mammalia; Rodentia; Muridae.
AUGACCCCCUCGGGCUUGGAGGGUCUUAGCCUUAACAGCAAGGAUCAUAUCAAGGUGAAAGGUGCUGUCCGGUGGACAUCCAACCUGAAAGCUGCCUUGUGUUCCACAGACCUCAAGACAAACACAAAGGUGUCAGUGCUGGAGGGAGACAUUCUGGAUGCCCAGUACCUGAAGAGAGCCUGCCAGGGCAUCUCUGUGGUCAUCCACACCGCUGCUGUCAUUGAUGUCUCAGGGGUCAUUCCCAGACAGACCAUGCUAGAUGUCAAUCUGAAAGGUACCAAGAACCUACUGGAAGCCUGUGUCCAAGCUAGUGUGCCAGUCUUCAUCUUCACCAGCUCAGUUGAGGUGGCAGGGCCCAACUCCUACAAGCAGAUCAUCUUGGAUGGCCAUGAAGAAGACAAUCUAGAAAGUAUAUGGUCUGAUCCAUACCCAUACAGCAAAAAGAUGGCUGAGAAGGCAGUGCUGGCAGCCAAUGGGUGUACCCUGAGAAAUGGUGGCACUUUACAUACUUGUGCCUUAAGGCCCAUGUACAUUAAUGGGGAAAAAAGCUCAUUCCUUUAUGACACAGUAACUUGUGCUCUGAAAAAUAAGGGUGUUUUGGAUACUACUGGCAAAUUCUCUAGAGCCAACACAGUGUAUGUGGACAAUGUUGCCUGGGCACACAUUCUGGCUGCCAGGGGCCUACGAGACCCCAAGAAGUCCCCCAGCAUCAAAGGACAGUUCUACUACAUCUCAGAUGACACCCCUCACCAAAGCUAUGAUGAUUUAAAUUAUGCCCUGAGCAAGAAAUGGGGCCUCCGCCCUGAUUCCAGUUGGAGCCUUCCUCUGCCCCUGCUCUACUGGCUUGCCUUCCUGCUGGAAACUGUGAGCUUCCUGCUGCGUCCAGUCUACAACUACCGGCCCCCCUUUACCUGCCACUUGGUUACGCUCUCCAACAGCACAUUUGCCUUCUCCUACAAGAAAGCCCAGCAUGAUCUCGGCUAUGAGCCCUGUGUCACCUGGGAGGAAGCCAAGCAGAAAACAUCAGAGUGGAUCGGGACACUAGUGGAACAGCACAAGGAAACAGUGAACUCAAAGACUCGGUGA